GUUUCCACCUUUGGCUCCCAAACAUAGCAAAGCAUUUUGAAGGAGAAAGUGUUUGGCCAAGAACCUCUCCACGGAGCUUCAAAGAGAGAGAAUGGACACUUACAUUUCUACAGCUGACCCUUCUGUCUUGCUCUGCUUGGGUAUGACUGCAGCAUUUGGAAUAAUCACCUUUUACAAAGCCAAGAAGAACCAGGUGGAGAAAAGAUGUAUAUCUGCCCGUGGUCUCCUCCUGCUGUUUUUAUUGGAAAUACUCUGUUUUGUCAUGCUGAAAAGUUACGUAGGCUUAAUCCUGUUCUCUAUGGCAUGUCUCAUCUGUAAUAUUUACGUAUCAGUUCAGACAAUGUUACCUGUGGACAACAAAGCUGUAUUGAUCACAGGGAGUGAUUCCGGGUUUGGACAUGCAUUGGCGAAGUACCUUGAUAAUUUAGGAUUUGUUGUAUUUGCUGGAGUCUUAAAUGAAAAAGGAUCUGGGGCUGAAGAAUUAAAAAGAAGCUGUUCCCAGAGACUGUGUGUCCUACAGCUGGAUAUAACCAGUUCUGCACAAAUUAAGGAAGCCUAUCUUAAAAUUUCAGAGAUGGUGCAAAAUACAGGGUUAUGGGGUGUCGUCAACAAUGCUGGAAUCCUGGGGUUUCCUGCAGAUGGUGAGCUGCUGCCCAUGAGUGUUUACAAGCAGUGUAUGGAUGUGAAUUUCUUUGGGCAUGUAGAGACGACCAAAAUGUUCUUACCGUUACUUCGGAAAUCCAAAGGCAGGCUAAUUAAUAUCUCUAGUAUGGCAGGAGGCAUUCCGAUGACAAGGUUUGCCGCAUAUGGUGCAUCAAAAGCAGCUCUGUCCAUGUUUUCUGGAGUAAUGAGGCAGGAGCUUGCCAAAUGGGGAAUUAAAGUUGCUGCAGUUCAUCCAGCCGGCUUCAAAACAUGCAUACAAGGUACAUCUGAGUUGUGGGCUAAGCAAGAAAAGCAUCUUCUGGAGAAUCUCACACCAGACGUGAAGAAAGAUUAUGGUGAAGACUACAUUGAAGCACUCAAAAAUUUCCUUCUGCACAUGCCAGUUCAUUCAGAGCCUGACCUCUCUCCAGUACUAGAUGAUGUUCUCCAUGCUUUAUUGGCAAAGAGUCCACAUGGUUUAUACACUCCAGGCAAAAGUGCUUACCUAACUCUUUGUAUCUUUUGCUAUUUUCCUCUCUGGCUUUACGAUUUUUAUAUUGGUAAGCUGCAAAGUAACAAAAGUGUACCCAGCGCUUUAAGGGCAUCAGAGGCCAAAAACAAGAACACGUAGGCAGAUUGUGGAAUUCUGUCAGCAUUUUAAAUUACACCAGGAGAACAGGGAAAGGUUUUGUGUGAAGACACCGUUUGCUACAUUGAAAUUUACUGGGGCUCUUUGCUCGUCAAAUUGCAUUCCAGCUGCUGGGCAAUUGGGGCUGAGGUUAAUCUUGAAGCUUUGUAUAUUUUAGGUUUUGUCUACACUACGGGGGGAGAUUGAUCUAAAUUAUGCAACUUCAGCUAUGUGAAUAACAUAGCUGAAGUUGAUGUACUUAGAUCUACUUACCGUGGGGUCCACACUAUGCGAUAUCAACUGCACUCACUGAGGACUAGUUUCUUGGCAAGUUUUAAAAGACUUCAUUUUAUUUGAGUGCUAAAGAAAGUUAUUUUAUUUAAGUACUUGGGGAUCAAAUGCUUCUCAUAUAUGGGAUAACUCAGUCAUGGUCAAAUUAAGUUUUACUUUAAAACAUCUCUCUUUGGGUUCAGAACAUGUAUGAAAAAGUUUUCGAGGCCUAAAAAUUAAAGUGGAGAUGUUGUUUCCCUAUCAGGACUUAAAAACACCUUCAACAUUUGUACGUGUUCACUGGCAAGUGAGAUUUUUUAUUUUCAAAAGACUCUGUGUCUGUGUGAUGCUGAUUUUCACUGAACAACACCAAGUAAUGAAGCAAGAAUAACAACUUUUAGAACCAAGGCUGUUUUUAGCAGGCCCAUAAGUGCUUUCUUGAUGCAUGGAUGUUCAAAAGACAAUAAAUGACCUGAGAGUGUAAG
Gopherus flavomarginatus (Mexican gopher tortoise) is the source of this 2025-nucleotide messenger RNA. RefSeq names its product hydroxysteroid 17-beta dehydrogenase 2 (gene HSD17B2). Gene Ontology annotation, molecular function: oxidoreductase activity. NCBI's taxonomy places the organism in Eukaryota, Metazoa, Chordata, Testudines, Testudinidae. The transcript has 7 exons. The coding region runs from base 92 to 1273 and encodes 393 amino acids. The record is from RefSeq and is a predicted model, not a curated record.